This is a messenger RNA of Fusarium coffeatum, 1167 nucleotides long. RefSeq lists its product as uncharacterized. The transcript is spliced from 2 exons. Lineage: Eukaryota; Fungi; Ascomycota; Sordariomycetes; Hypocreales; Nectriaceae. The record is from RefSeq and is a predicted model, not a curated record. The coding region runs from base 1 to 1167 and encodes 388 amino acids.
AUGGCGACAACCGACGCGAUUUCUCCAGAGCAAGACCGUUCAGGUCAGCGCAGGAGACCGUUUUCAACAUGGGUUAAAAAGCUCACCAAUUUCAAAUCUGAUGGUGAGCGCCAAAAGAGGCACAAGAAGCGCAGCCACAAGAAAAACAACCCAUAUCCAGAGUCUGGUACGGUCGGCAACGGUGUAACCAACGGAACGAGUGCAACGAGUGCAUGCACAUUCACCACCACUACGGGCACAAGUAAUACCAGCGUGAGCCAGUCGGCAAGGACAUCUCGAGAAGAUCAGGCCCCACCAACGAUCGGGGGUCGGAGCCUAGCGGGCACAGUCUUGACCGACCAUGAGGCCUCACAUUCGCUUAUAGCCCCCAGCCAUAGAGCAGAUUCUGUUGCCGGCACGAACCGUACCGUCGGCGGAGGAGUCGAUUCUAGGAGGGGGGGAGACAGUACAUUCUCAAGUCCAGCGCCAUCUGUUCGAUCUUUGACGACAACUUUGACUACGAUUCAGUCUAUGGCUCCCAACGGCCCCGGGCAGCCUCAUCACCAGGCUUCACAGAACCAAGGCAACUCGCAGUCUAUCCAGUUCAGCCAGCCAUUCCCCACCACGGGAGCGCCUGCAUCCGCUAUCCCGGCUCAUUUGGCUCCCACUGGCAAUCCAACCACUUAUACCGCUGCAACAGCCAAUAAUCUUUUGACUGACAACGCAUCCAUCCUCACGUUGGCAUCAUCCAGCAAGCGUCGGCGUCGGCGUUCUCUGGAUACAGAUGCGUCUGUGCGUGCUCUGGCUCCUUCAUCUCUUUGGGGUGGUAGCCGUGAAAGCCUGCCCCUUAGUGUUCUUAGCGCAAAUAUCGACCCAAUGGGCAUGCCACCUACACCUGGAAUUCACGGUAACCCUCGGUUAGGAGCCGAGCGAACGAGCAUAUACUCGGCCACAGGUGUUGGGCCUGCCAUGGCCAGUGAUCGCAACAGUUACUAUGCCAAGCAAGGAGAUGCAGCCAGUGUUCGAAGUGGGUUACUUGGCCAUGGACGAGCCGAGAGUGUGAGCGGUAGCAUUGGUGGUCUGAGCAGCCCGUUGGCUACACCACGAGAAGUAUACAACGAGAAGAAUGAGAACGAGAAAGAGGAACGGGAGAUGACCUCUAUGGCUUCUAGGACUAAGGAGGGAUGA